Messenger RNA from Aspergillus chevalieri, 1326 nucleotides. RefSeq names its product ATP-dependent RNA helicase SUB2 (gene SUB2). Gene Ontology annotation, molecular function: RNA helicase activity; RNA binding; ATP binding. The record is from RefSeq and is a predicted model, not a curated record. NCBI's taxonomy places the organism in Eukaryota, Fungi, Ascomycota, Eurotiomycetes, Eurotiales, Aspergillaceae. Gene Ontology annotation, biological process: mRNA splicing, via spliceosome; mRNA export from nucleus. Bases 1 to 1326 code for a protein of 441 amino acids. The transcript is spliced from 4 exons.
AUGUCUCACGAGGAGGAUCUCAUCGACUACUCCGACGAGGAGCUUCAGACCACUGACGCGGCGGCGACCACCGCUGCUCCCGCUGCGAAUGGAGCCGAAGAGAAAAAGGGCGACUUGACGGUCACGGGCGGCCGCCCGGACAAGAAGGGAAGCUACGUCGGUAUUCACUCGACCGGUUUCCGCGACUUUUUGCUCAAAGGAGAACUUCUACGUGCCAUCACCGAUUGCGGUUUCGAACAUCCAUCGGAGGUCCAGCAAGUCUGCAUUCCGACCGCUAUUCUGAACGUCGACGUUCUCUGCCAGGCCAAGUCUGGUCUCGGAAAGACCGCGGUUUUCGUCCUGACGACUCUUCACCAGUUGGAGGCUGUUCCUGGGGAGUGCUCCAUCCUUGUUAUGUGCCACACUCGUGAACUGGCAUACCAGAUCAAGAACGAGUAUGCUCGGUUCAGCAAGUACCUUCCCGAUGUGAAGACUGCGGUAUUCUACGGAGGUACUCCGAUCCAGAAGGACAUCGAAGUUCUUUCCAACAAGGAAUCGUUCCCCAACAUCGUCGUUGGUACUCCUGGUCGUCUGAAUGCUUUGGUCCGCGACAAAAAGCUCUCCCUGCGCAACGUCAAGGCAUUCGUUCUUGACGAAUGUGACAAGAUGUUGGAUCAGAUUGACAUGCGCCGUGACGUCCAGGAAAUUUUCCGUUCGACUCCUGCUGACAAGCAGGUUAUGAUGUUCAGCGCUACGCUCUCGCAGGAGGUUCGGCCUAUUUGCAAGAAGUUCAUGCGGAACCCGCUCGAGGUCUACGUGGAUGACGACACCAAACUCACUCUCCACGGUCUCCAGCAGUAUUACGUUAAGCUCAGUGAGGCGGAGAAGAACCGCAAGCUGAACGAACUCUUGGACAGCCUCGAGUUUAACCAAGUCAUCAUCUUCGUCAAGAGCACGCUCCGUGCUAACGAGCUUAACAAGCUUCUGGUCGAGUGUAACUUCCCUAGUAUUGCGGUGCACUCUGGCGUCAGCCAGGAGGAGCGUAUCAAACGGUACAAGGAGUUCAAGGAGUUCAACAAGCGUAUCUGUGUCGCUACCGAUGUCUUCGGUCGUGGUAUUGAUAUUGAGCGCAUCAACCUUGCCAUCAACUACGACUUGCCCGCUGAUGCCGACUCUUACUUGCACCGCGUUGGCCGUGCUGGUCGUUUCGGUACCAAGGGUCUGUCGAUCUCGUUUGUCAGCACAGAGGAGGAUGAGAAGGUUCUCAAGGAUAUCGAAAAGCGGUUCGAGGUCGCCCUCCCUGAGUACCCUGAGGGUGGUGUGGACUCGAGCACCUACAUGGCAUAA